Molecule: messenger RNA, 3674 nt
Organism: Ornithodoros turicata
Lineage: Eukaryota; Metazoa; Arthropoda; Arachnida; Ixodida; Argasidae
Exons: 10
Coding region: 40-3402 (1120 amino acids)
Molecular function (GO): polyamine oxidase activity
Source: RefSeq, a predicted model, not a curated record
GAGUUUUUUACGAGACUGAUCGGUAGUAAACGUGGCGGAAUGCAGAAUCAUUGGACGCGAAACGCGGAGUUCAAAAACGGAACUAGCAUGGGGGCACCUAGUACAUUGUUGCCUGCCAUCCACGCUAAAAAUUUGAUUGCAAUGGCGUCCCCCGAGUCUAGCAGCAGCAAAGCUGCCAAUGAGGUCCGUAGCGCGAAGGUUAUUAUCGUCGGGGCUGGCGUUUCUGGUUUAGCGACUGCGAACCGGCUCAUUGAACAUGGAUUCACCGACAUCACUAUUCUGGAGGCCAGAGAUAGGCCCGGUGGUCGCACAUAUUCGAAAUCACUCGGUGCAAGCUACAUCGAGAUUGGAGCCCAGUGGAUCCACGGACAAGAAGGCAACGCAAUCUACAACUUUGCCAAAGAACACGACCUGGUCGACGACAACGGCCCCAGUUACCUGGAAAACUUCUUCACGUGGCCGCAGCUGACGCCCGACGAGACAGCCGUCUUCGCCAAGCUGAACGCCGUCUUUCAGGAAGUUUUCGACCGAUGCGUCCAGCUCUUCGACGACUCGGCCAAGGGAAAGCCGCCCGCGGUUCUUCCGCGAUCCCUCGGACACUUCCUGAGGCACGGACUGCUCGACCACCUACGAGACAACCCUUGUCCGCCGGAGCAGAUGAAACUCGCGGAAGCAUGCUACGACUGGAACGCCCGCCUGCAGCAGGAAAUCCAAGGCUGCAGCUCGCUAACCGACGUCUCCGCCAUGCUGCUCGGAAUGUACCGCGAAUGCGAGGGCAACAUCGUGACCGCGCUAAAAAACGGCUACCGGGACGUCGUCGAGCUUCUGCUCAGGGAGCUCCCUUCGGGCUGCGUGCAGUACGAGAAGGUCGUUUCGGGGAUCGGCGUUUCGCUGGCCAACCUGUCGUCCGGUAACUUUCUUCCGGUACGCAAGACGUCGAGCCACCUGAAGACGUCGUUUGCCGCCGUUCCGCUCGGCAGCAACAGGCCCCGGGUCACGGUGACCUGCGAGGACGGGAGCACGUACCAGGCGGACCACGUCGUGGUGACUCUGCCGCUGGGAGUCCUCAAGGCCCUGGCUUCAACGCUGUUCGAUCCUCCGCUGCCGGAGAAGAAACUGCUGGCGAUACGAUCGCUCGGGUUCGGGACUGUCAACAAGGUGUUUCUCAAGUACGCGCAGCCAUUUUGGAACAAAUCGAUGGAAGUGUUUCAGGUGCUGUGGCUCGACGGCCUAAACCACUGCGGGAACAAACCUGAAGCGGAUGACAUGUCAGCAUGGGUGACACACAGUCAACUCAGCACUUCGUGGUUCCGAUACAUAGAUCGGUUCAACAGUCUGAAAAAUCACCCCGAUGUACUCUGUGCAUGGAUCACCAGCGAGGGUGCAAAAUUCAUGGAGACUCUCAGCGAGGACGAAGUCCUGAACGGCUGUCAUAACGUCUUGUGCCAAGUCUUGAAGAACCCAGAACUUCCAAAGCCAUGCUACAUUGAAAGGAGUACGUGGAAUGCCGACCCGUUUGCACGAGGUUCUUAUAGCUACAUCUCGGUGGCGUGUGAUGCCAAUGGAUCUCUUCCAAACGACUUGGCUGAACCCAUCUGCGAGUACAUCGUCCACUUCGACACAGAAGUUACGUACCCGGUGGUGCUCUUCGCUGGCGAGGCAACCCAUCCUCAUUUCUUCUCAACUGUCCAUGGUGCCUACGAAUCGGGCAUUCGUGAGGCUGACCGCCUAGCUGACUUCUACUUCAAGGCCUGCAGCAGUCAAGAACCAACAUGCAGUGUUGCAGACGAGCUGGAGGGCAUGUUUCCCCGCAAAGAGCUGGCACCCUCCAACAGCAGUAAUCCCCGGGUAGUGAUUGUGGGCGCAGGGGCGGCGGGACUCUCGGCCGCCUACAAGCUCAUGCUCAAGGGCCACACAAACUUUGUCAUCCUCGAGGCCCAGAAUAAUGCGGGAGGACGCAUCCAGUCGUAUUAUUAUGAGGACAAAGUCCUCGAGCUGGGCGCCCAAUGGGUGCACGGUGAGGAAGGCAACCUCCUCUACGGCUUUGCAAUGUCCAACGGACUCCUAGCCGACCCUCGUAGGCAGUCUUCCCCCGAAGGGCGGGGUCACUUCUGCACCGACCAGGGCACGCGGCUGCCCAAAGAGGCGGUGGACGAAGUUGUGGCAGUGCUGGACGAGAUCAAGGAAGAACUGUGCGGCAAGCGGACACGGCACACGCAUACCAAGACUGCAGAGCCAUUGGCCCUGCACGAGUUGCCAACCUCGGUGGGAGAGUACAUGCGAUCGCGCUUUCACGAGUACCUCCUUCAGCACGGUGAACGCGAGGACAUGACUAAAGUUAAGUGGGCUAUUUACGACUGGUACUGGCGAUUUGAAGUCAUUGACAAUUCGUGUUACAGCCUGGACGAACUCUCGUGUAAGAGCUACGAGGAGUUUGAGGAUUGUCCAGGUAUACGUAACAUCAACUUCAAGAACGGCUUCUCGAGCAUAGUGAAGACGCUGCUGAGCGAAAUUCCAGAAUCGAACGUACGCUACGGCAAACCAGUGAAGCGAGUGCACUGGGAUGCGGUCCAGACACACGUCAGGCAGACAAAGACGCCCCGCUCGUCCAUCAGCAACUCGCAGGAGACCAUUCGCGAGAACGUUCCGUACGUCGAGUGCGAAGACGGAGAGAUCAUUCUGUGUCGUCACGUGCUGCUGACGGUGUCCGCGGGCUACCUCAAGCACCACGUCGACGACCUCUUUCAGCCUCGCCUGCCCGAGAAGAAGAGGCAGGCGUUGAGGGGUAUCGGCUUUGGCACAAUCAACAAGAUUUAUCUCAUUUUUGUGGAACCCUUCUGGAAUCCCGGUGACGAGGGCUUCCAGCUGAUUUGGUUAGAUGACAAGUUGAACGAGGAGGACUGGUGGCUACGAGGGAUAUCCGGCUUCGAUCCAGUCUACGGGAACCCCAACGCACUGGUGGCGUGGAUUGGUGGCCGUGCGUCGGAGUACAUGGAGACAUUAAGCAACGAAACGGUGUCGGACGCUUGUACACGUGCACUGCGCAUGUUUCUUUCGAGGGAUAUUCCCCAGCCCAAGGCAGUGGUAAGGUCUUUCUGGAACAGCAACCCGUACAUUCUGGGUAGUUACAGCAACAGACAGUUACCGUACGAAGCAUCGGAGACACUCCUCGAAACGUUCUACGAGCCGUUGCUACUGGAUGUGCCACUUCACAGGGCUGCCAGAGUUGAGUGGCCAUUAGUUCUGUUCGCUGGGGAGGCCACCGACAAGGACUUCUAUUCAACUGUUCACGGUGCCAUGCGGUCAGGAUUCCGGGAAGCCGACCGACUAAUCAACUUCUGGAGAAAACGAGACGAGAUCAUCAGAGAAUCCUCGGCACAGGCUGCUCAACGGCCCACUUGAAAUCUCUGACUCCACGUGGAAGAUUCGCUUCUCCGGCUAGUCCUGCUCCAGUUUUUUUUUUUUUAAUAGUCAUUACUAAUACAUAUAUUACUGCUGCAACUGUGAUAUUUCUACAAGCUCAAAGUUCCAGUGUAGUUAGCAUAAUAUAUACGUAUGGCUCUCGAUUGUGCCAGUCCCCUUCAAAUUGAUUUAUCGAGAGUGAUACUUGUACAACCGAUUUACAUUCUAUCAAUGGAGUGAAUGGCGAUGACAAAUAAAUCCUAAGUUACCAU